Podarcis muralis (Common wall lizard) is the source of this 1628-nucleotide messenger RNA. RefSeq names its product hepatocyte nuclear factor 6-like. NCBI's taxonomy places the organism in Eukaryota, Metazoa, Chordata, Lepidosauria, Squamata, Lacertidae. The record is from RefSeq and is a predicted model, not a curated record. Gene Ontology annotation, cellular component: nucleus. Gene Ontology annotation, molecular function: DNA-binding transcription factor activity, RNA polymerase II-specific; RNA polymerase II cis-regulatory region sequence-specific DNA binding. Gene Ontology annotation, biological process: regulation of transcription by RNA polymerase II.
GAGAGAGAGAGAGAGAGAGAGAGAGAAGGAGACAAAGGAAGAGCCCCGUGUGCUUCCAAAAUGCUCAGAAAAUGCAACGCUUGACACUAGGUUCUCAAGGACGGUAAGAAACACCACCUUGGUCUUCUCCAACAAACCAACCAACCAACCAACCACCACCUUCCAGAGCCCGUAGCUCCCAUCCUCCCAGAGCCCCGCUGAGCUGGAGAUUUCAGACCCGGUUCGUCCAACAGAUGGGAAGGUGAUGGCCUAGGGCCAGGGGUCUUGCACCAUGAACGUCCAGCUGAGCUUGGAGAACGGCGGGGACAUGUCCAUCCAGGAGCAGGAGCUGAUGCACAGCGACAGCCGGGCCCUGCACUCGGCCCUGCAGAGGCCGUCGCUGGUGGCCUCUGUCCUGGAGGGCAGCGAGUACCACCGGGCGGAGCACGCCCUGGCCACCACCUUGCACCCGGGGCUGGGCUUCGGCGGGGAGUCGCCCUCCGCCGGGGCGGGGAACAGCUACACCACCCUGACGCCCUUGCAGCCCCUGCACGAGAAGUUCCACCAUCACCAUCACCACCACCAGUGCCUCCCCAUGGGGAACGUCAUCGGCAGCUUCACCCUCAUGCGGGAGGACCGGGGCCUGGGCGCCGGGGGGAACUUCUACAGCCCCUACCCCAAGGACAUUGGCAUGGGGCAGAGCCUGUCCUCCCUGCCCAGCCCGCAGCUGGGCCCCAUGCACAACUAUGCAGGCCACUCCUCCGCCCCGCUGGGCAACGAGAAGAUGGUGUUGGGCAACGGCUUCGAGGCCCACUCGGCCGCCAUGUUUGGCAGGAUGGAGCAGCACUUCUCCCGGGAGAUGUCCCCCUCGCAGAACUCCACCAUGGCCUCUCCCAGCGCCAUGGGCCAAACCCCCUACGGACACCCCCGGGCGGAGAUGAACGCCCGGCCCAACCCGCCCAUCGCCACCCAGACCACCGUCCUCUCCAGCCAACUGGAGGAGAUCAACACCAAGGAAGUGGCUCAGAGGAUCAUCGCAGAGCUCAAGCGCUACAGCAUCCCCCAAGCCAUCUUCGCCGAGAGGGUCCUCUGCCGGUCGCAGGGCACCCUCUCGGACCUCCUGAGGAACCCCAAGCCCUGGAGCAAGCUCAAGUCCGGGAGGGAGACCUUCAAGAGGAUGUGGAGGUGGCUGCAGGAGCCCGAGUUCCAGAGGAUGGCAGCUUUAAGGUUAGAAGCCUGCAAAAGGAAAGAGCAAGAUCAAGGCAAAGCCGACCGAAACCACGUCCCUAAGCGCCACCGCCUGGUCUUCACGGACAUCCAGCGCCGCACGCUCCACGCCAUCUUCCACGAGAACCAGCGCCCUUCCAAAGACCUUCAGAUCACCAUUGCCCAGCAGCUGGGCCUGGAGCUCUCCACCGUCAGCAACUUCUUCAUGAACGCCCGGAGGCGCAGCCUGGACAAGUGGAUGGAGGAGGGCCGCUCCCCGUCCUCAGGGGGCCACGCCACCAACCCCUCCUCGGCCGUCACCUGCACCAAAGCAUAACGGGCCUCCCUUUGGCACCUUCUGGCGUCCCCCAACCACGACCCUCCGUUACACCAAAGAUGGCAGGAUGGCCUUUGGCCAGGAGACAAAAUGGCGGAAGGGCGCU